UCUGCGGGCCAACGCUCUAACCACUUAGCUACACUGGCCAGGGCAAAAGUACUGAGAUUUUCUUACAGCCAGUGGUAACACCUCCAACAGAGGUGGAGCAGAUGUCUGAUGGAUUUACUGAGGAAACAAGAGCUGUAGUCUUCUCAGGGAGCCACAGGACUCACUCUCUGCACUUUUAAUUCUUAGCUGCCAUUGGGGUUUAUUCAUCUCCUUUAAAAAGCAAGUCAUAUUUAUUGAGAAAUUGAGAAAAAAAUUCAGGGACACCUUGGACUGUGGAUUAGGCUCCAGACCACAAUAAAACAGAUUUCGCAAUAAAGUGAGUCACAUGAACACUGGUGUCCCAGUGUGUAUAAAAGUUAUGUUUACACUACACUGUAGUCUGUUAAGUUUUUGAUAGCAUUAUGUCUAAAGUAAAGAAUGUGUAUACCUUAAUUUUAAAAAAUUUAUUGAAAGAAAAUGCUAGCCCUCAUCUGAGCAAGCGCAGUCCUGUUGCCGGUGCAGGGCCUUGCCUUGGUGUUGAUGGCGGUGAGCUGACAAGGGUGGCCUGAAGUGGGGGUAGCCUGGCAGUUUCUUAAAGGGAGACAUUGGAGGUUUUGUGUCAAGUGACUCUUCCUCAUGAACGGUUUCCCUGCAGCAUUUUACCCACAGGACUUUCAGAAUUACAGCCAGUCCUCAGGCCCUGCCCCUGCUCUGCCAGCCAAGUUUGUGACACUCUAAGUCCUUUGUUGUCGCUUCUUCACAGCAUCCUCACCAGAGUCUGUGGCCGUCACCAUGUUCUGGAAGUUUGACUUGAACACCACGUCCCAUGUCGACAAGCUGCUGGAUAAGGAGGGUGUGACACUGCGGGAGUUAAUGGACGAAGAUGACAUCCUGCAGGAGUGCAGGGCUCAGAACCGGAAGCUGCUGGACUUCCUGUGUCGGCCACAGUGCAUGGAAGAGCUGGUGAGCCUCAUCACACAGGACCCGCCCCUGGACAUGGAAGAGAAGGUCCGCUUCAAGUACCCAAACACGGCCUGUGAGCUGCUGACGUGUGAUGUGCCGCAGAUCAAUGACAGGCUUGGUGGGGACGAGACUCUGCUGAACCUUCUCUACGACUUCCUGGACCACGAGCCACCUCUUAAUCCUCUGCUUGCCAGUUUUUUCAGCAAGACCAUUGGGAAUCUCAUUGCAAGAAAGACGGAACAGGUGAUUGUGUUCCUGAAGAAGAAAGACAAGUUCAUCAGCCUGGUCCUAAAGCACAUUGGCACCUCGGCCCUCAUGGACCUGCUGCUUCGCCUGGUCAGCUGCGUGGAGCCAGCCGGGCUCCGACAGGAAGUCCUGAGGUGGCUUAAUGAAGAGAGGACCAUUCAGAGACUCGUGGAAUUGAUCCACCCGAGUGAGCAUGAAGACAGGCAGUCCAAUGCUUCACAGACCCUCUGCGACAUUGUCCGGCUGGGCAGGGAGCAGGGCAGCCAGCUGCCAGAGGGUCUGGAGCCGGACCCCCUUCUCGCAGUGCUGGAGUCGCAGGACUGUGUGGAGCAGCUCCUGAGGAACAUGUUUGACGGAGAACAGACUGAGAGCUGCCUCGUCAGUGGGACUCAGGUGUUGCUGACCUUGCUGGAAACAAGGCGGGCUGGGACAGAGGGCUUGGUGGACUCCUUUUCUCAGGGACUGGAGAGGCUGUGCACUGUCAGCGGCAGUGUCCUGCACAGCAUUGAGCCGCGGCUGAAGGACUUCCACCAGCUCCUACUCCACCCGCCAAAGAGAGCAGCAAUCCUGACCACCAUCGGCGUGCUAGAAGAGCCCCUAGGAAAUGCCCGUCUGCAUGGCGCCCGCCUCAUGGCUGCACUGCUGCACACAAACACACCCAGCAUCAACCAGGAACUCUGCCGGCUCAACACCAUGGGCUUACUGCUGGACCUGUUUUUCAAGUACACCUGGAACAACUUUUUGCACUUCCAAGUGGAACUAUGCAUAGCCGCAAUUCUCUCCCAUGCCUCCCGGGAGGACAGGGCAGAAGCCAGUGGACCCGAGAGCAGGGCAGAGCCUCCACCUGGGAACGGGGACUCAGGGACCCCCCAGCCUGUUGCCAGCAACCCCGAGAACACAAUGGUGACCCAUCUGUUCCAGAAGUGCUGCCUGGUCCAGAGGAUCCUGGAGGCCUGGGAGGCCAAUGACCACACACAGGCAGCAGGUGGCAUGAGGCGUGGGAACAUGGGUCACCUCACCCGGAUUGCCAACGCAGUGGUGCAGAACCUGGAGGGGGGCCCCACACAGACCCCUGUCAGCGAAGUCAUCCGAGGCAGCACUUCCCUUGCAGGGCUCCCUGCGGAUUGCCGAGGGCGCUGGGAGAGCUUUGUGGAGGAGACGCUGACGGAGACCAACCGCAGGAACGCCGUGGACCUGGUGAGCACACACCACCUCCACCCCUCGAGUGAAGAUGAGGACAUGGAAGGCGCUUUCCCUAGCGAGCUGUCCCUUCAGCAGGCUUUUUCCGAGUACCAGGUCCAGCAGAUGACGGCCACCUUCGUGGACCAGUUUGGCUUCAAUGACGAGGAGUUUGCAGAUCAGGACGACAGCGUCAAUGCUCCAUUCGACAGGAUCGCAGAGAUAAACUUCCACAUUGACGCCGAUGAGGACAGCCCCAGCGCGGCUCUGUUUGAGGCCUGCUGCGGGGACCACAUCCAGCCCUUUGAUGACGACGAGGACGACAUCUGGGAGGACAAGGAGACUCACUGUGCUGCCCGGGGGGUGGCCAGAGCCAGGUUUGGGGGCCCUCCUGCCUCAGAGAGCUGCCCAGAGAAUGGCCUGGCUCGUGGAGACCAGGAUGGGAAGGAAGCUGACAGGGAUGUGGCUCUGGCAGGGGCUCCUCAAGCCACUGCUCAGAAGGGUGGUCCCCACGUGGAAGAUGGCUCAGAAGGUGCCACAUGGACUGUGUUUGAUGAGCCUGUGAACCCAACUGCUUCAGCCCCGGGAGUGGCGAUGGACGUGGGCUCCAGCGUAUGGGCAGCCAGUGUCCCAAGCACCUCAGCUCCGGAGGAGAAAGGCUGGGCGAAGUUCACUGACUUCCAGCCUUUCUGCUGCUCCGAUUCGGGGCCCAGGUGCAGCUCCCCAGUGGACACAGGACAUGGCGAUGCCCAGGGUGGCCUGAGUCAGGGCCCAGAGAGAACCCUUGGCCCUGCCUCCCCGUGUGCCUGGAAUGUGUGUGUAUCCAGGGACACUCCUCUGGUAGCCUCCAACAGUGACGAGGACCAGCAGAAGGUGGCUGUCGCCUCAGAGGCUGUCAGUAUGGGUCCCGGCCGGGAGGCCCCCCCACUGCCCACGUCGGUCCCCAGGGCCACCAGCACGCUGCCAGGUCCCACCUCCCCUGCACCUGUAGAAGCCACUUCCACUCUGGCUGGGGCUGUGCCCCCCGAGACAGCCACCACAGCACUGAGCAAGACCAGUCCUGCCCCAGCCACCCCAGGAGUCUCUUCUGUAUUGACCGUGGCAGUCCCCCCAGGGCCCAUGGUGACUAUCACCACUGCAACCACAGCCAGCCCAGCCGUCUCCACAGUGGCCGUUCUGGGGACAGUGACAAAGGACAGGAAGACGAAUGCACCGCCUGCAGGAGCCACCUCCAAUGGCCCCGUGUGAUGCUGCCGCCCAGCCAUGGCACACCCUUAAUCAGAAAACUACCUGGUGAUGCAACUUGUCUUUUUUAAUUUUAUUUAAUUUUAAAAUAAAUGCUGCAUUGGUAAAGCUGGCAGUUGGACCCAGUCGGACGGCCCAGCUCGCGUCACUCCUGCCUGACCCCACGCACAGCAAUAAGGCUUCAGACGUGCGCUCUGCCUGCCAGAGCCGGGGCCUUGACCCUGAGGUGCCACGAGGACUGAGGGCGUGAUGGGCGCGGAUGCCACAGACUGCCAGCCUGUUUUUACCGAUUUUUUUAACAAACGCAGAGAGCCGUGUUUGCACUUUGUAUCUAGCUGCAGUGAAGGGUCUCCCUGACUCGGGACGAAUGCGCGUCCAGAGCUGGGCUGGCCACACACAGGGUCUUAGCUGCCCAGUGGCCCUGGGAGCUGGCCUUUGAGCCAGAAUGCAAAAUAUGACUGCCUUAAAAAUACCAAGACCCUCGUGGCCUGGCAGGGGUAUCCUGGCCCUGGCACUCCGGUGCAUUUGGGCACCUGGCAGGAGCUGGCCAUGAGCUUGCAGAAGGGGGCAGGGGGCAGAGACUGGCCCCAGCAGUGCUGGGUGGGUGGGGUCUGCACCUGUUGGGCGCAGGGCCAUCGUCCCGGAAGGCCUGCAGGAUUGUGUGAUGCUGAGUCCAUUUUUAAUGUUCUGAUGAUCUGACAGGGCACCCAAAACCCCAACUCCCAAUAAAGUUGUGUUGUUCUUACUGACAAA
Molecule: messenger RNA, 4365 nt
Organism: Miniopterus natalensis
Lineage: Eukaryota; Metazoa; Chordata; Mammalia; Chiroptera; Miniopteridae
Source: RefSeq, a predicted model, not a curated record